AUGGCGUCCUCCAAGUCGAACGAGAGCUCUUUAGAGCAAGUUUACGACUUGAAGGGAGAAACUGUCCCAGUUACCCUUGCGGUCGAGGAUGAACUCAGUUCUGGUAGCAACUCUAUUGCCGACGACAAGACAUUUCUUCGUGUCCAAGGUGAGGAGAACUACGUCCCCAUCGAAAGAUGGGAAGGUCGCCAUCGUUUCGAUCCCUCUUUUGAGUGGGAACCGGCCGAGGAGAAGAGAAUCGUCCGCAAGAUCGACCUCAAGAUCUGUUCUUGGCACUUCAUCCCCGAUACCAUUCUUUAUUUGUCGUACUAUUACAAGGGCAGAGAGCUUCCUGCACGCUUGGCCUGGUUUUGGACCGCAUAUCAAGCGACAUCAAUCGUCGGCGCGUUUCUGGCUGCUGCCAUCCUCAACAUGCGCGGCAUAAAUGGCCUCGCAGGGUGGGCCUGGCUGUUCGCUCUCGAGGGAACACUUACAGGACUCAUCGGCAUCGCCACCUACUUUUACUUACCCCCUUCGCCGUAUCAGACCGCCUCGUGGUUCCGCGGCAAGAAGGGUUGGUUCACGGAGCGAGAAGAAAAGAUCAUCGCCAAUCGUAUUUUGCGUGACGAUCCGAGUAAAGCCGACAUGCACAACAGACAAGCCGUGACGCCAAAACUACUCUUCUACGCCCUUUGCGACUGGGAGAUGUGGCCCAUCUACGCCAUUGGGUUGACCUUCCUGAUCCCCAACUACCCUGUUACGUCGUAUUUGUCGUUGAUCCUCAAGCAAUCCUUUGGCAGAUUCGAGGUCAAUAUGCUCACGAUCCCUUCAUACGUGCUCUUCAUCAUCAACCUGCUCGUUUUCACCUGGUUGUCUGAGAAGACAAACCAGAGAUUUCUUGUUGCACUACUCAGUCAGAUCUGGUGUAUGCCCCUGCUCAUCGCAUCGGAGCUUUUGCCCGGGGAGGCGUCCCGAUGGGUGAAAUACACGUUGGCCACUCUCCUCGUGGGAACUCCAUAUGUGCACGCCAUCCACGUAGCGAUCACUAGCCGCAACGCUGGUUCGGUGCGAACGAGGACGGUGGCUUCGGCGUUGUACAAUAUGUUUGUGCAAGCCAGCAACAUCAUCGGGUCAAAUAUCUUCAGAACGGACGAUGCGCCUCAGUACAGACGUGGCUAUAAGGUCCUUAUCGGUAUCUGCGCGUACAAUAUUGUCCUGUUCCUCCUUGCCAAAUGGUUUUAUAUCUGGAGAAACAAAGUCCGUGACCGGAAGUGGAACUCCAUGACGGAGGAUGAGCAACGCCACUACCUUGCAACAACGACGGAUAAGGGAAACAAGAUGCUCACCUUCAGGUUUGCACAUUAG
Messenger RNA from Fonsecaea erecta, 1344 nucleotides. RefSeq lists its product as hypothetical. Gene Ontology annotation, molecular function: sulfate transmembrane transporter activity. Lineage: Eukaryota; Fungi; Ascomycota; Eurotiomycetes; Chaetothyriales; Herpotrichiellaceae. The transcript is spliced from 6 exons. Bases 1 to 1344 code for a protein of 447 amino acids. Gene Ontology annotation, cellular component: membrane. The record is from RefSeq and is a predicted model, not a curated record.